CCUGUCUUCCACUGCGGAGGUCACCUGGUGACUGACUCAGGCUUCGUGGGCAGUGAGGGUUUCCCCAGCCACUACAAACCCAACCGCAAAUGCACCUGGUACAUCACUGUGAGUACCAAACAGAAGAUAUACCACAACACUAUAUAACCACUAAACAAAAUACUCAACCCUCCAGCUACAGUGGUGGAAAAAGUACCCAAUUGUCAUACUUGAGUAAAAGUAAAUAUACUUUAAAAGAAAAUUAAUCAAGAAAAAGUGAAAAUCACACAGUAAAAUCCUGCUUGAAUAAAAGUCUAAAAGUAUUUGGUUUGAAAUAUACUUAAGUAUCAAAAGUAAAUGUAAAAGCAUAACAUAAUUUCAAAUUCCUUACAUUAAGCAAACCAGACGGCAAGAUUUUGUUGUUUUUAUUUUAUUUACGGAUAGCCAGGGGGCACGCUCCAACACUCAGACAUAAUUUACAAAUGAAGCAUGUGUGUUUUAGUGAGUUCGCCAGAUCAGAGGCAGUAGGGAUGACCAGGGAUGUUAUUUUGAUAAGUGCGUGAAUUAGACCAUUUUCCUGUCCUGCUAAGCAUUCAAAAUGUAACGAGUACUUUUGGGUGUCAGGGAAAAUGGAUGGAGUAAAGAAGUACAUCAUUUUCUUUAGGAAUAUAGUGAAGUAAAAGUAAAAGUUGUCAAAAAUAUAAAUAGUAAAGUGAAGUACAGAUACCCCCCAAAAAACUACUUAAGUAGUACUUUAAAGUAUUUUUUGUACUUUACACCACUGCAAUGUAAUUCUAAUAAUAAUGCCUCUACAUGGUAUAAUAGUGAGUACAACUCAUAGACAAUAACAUCUGUUGUCCUUUGAUAAGAUAAUGGUCAUUCACACUAGCCUCCAAUAGGCUAACUACACACUUGACCCUCUAAGGCUUAACCUCUGACCUUUAACCCCUCUCAUCUACAUCCCAUAAUACCCAGGUCCCCGAGGGCCACGUGGUCAUGCUCUCCUUCCGCAUGUUUGACCUGGAGGCCGACCCCACCUGUCGCUAUGACUACCUGGACGUGUACAACGGCCACUCGCACACGGUGCAGAAGCUGGGGAGGUUCUGUGGGACGUUCCGACCAGGGGCUCUCAUCUCUACCUCCAACACCAUGAUGCUGGAGAUGGUGUCCGAUAGUAGCACCGGAGGACGGGGGUUCGUGGUUCACUACCAAGGAGGGAAACCACACAUGGACGGUGAGGUUUGAUUAUUGAUACUGUGGUUUCAUGGACGGUGAGGAUUGAAAAGAAAACAUGAAUCAUCAGCGUACAAUGACACCUUUGUUUUUAAGCCCUGGAUUUCUAAUCCCUUGAUAUUAUUGUUGGAUCUGAUUUUAAUAGCUAACAUGUCGAUGGCCAUAAUAAAUAGAUAUGCCGAUAGUGGACAACCUUGCUUUACUCCUCGUGACAGUUUCUGAGAAAUAGCCAUUAUUUACUAUUUUACACCUAGGGUUACUAUACAUGAUUUUAACCAAUUUUAUAAGAGAUUCUCCAAAAUUGAAAUGCUCCAGGCAUUUAUAUAUAAACUCCAGUCGUACUUUAUCAAAUGCCUUUUCAAAGUCUGCUAUGAAUAGCAGGCCUGGUUUCCCAUAUUUUUCAUAGUGUUCUAUUGUUUCCAGUACUUACCUUAUAUUAUCUCCAAUGUAUCGUCCAUGUUAAAAACCUGUCUGAUUAGAAUGAAUAAUGUCCAACAAUACCUUUUUAAUUCUAUACGCUAUACAUUUUGCUAGAAGUUUUGCAUCACAACACUGAAGUGUAAGGGGCCCCCAAUAUUUUUAUGGACUGGAUCUUUAUAUUUUCCACUUGUAUCCUGUUUCAGUAAUAAUGAAAUUAAACCUUCUUCUUGAGUGUCUGAUAAUCUACCAUUUACAUAGGAGUGGUUAAAACAUGCAAAUAACGGUCCUCUGAGUAUAUCAAAAAAGGUUUGGUAUACCUCGACUGGUAUGCAAUCCAACCCUGGAGUUUUCCCAGACUUAAAGUCUUUAAUUGCAUCCAGAAGUUCCUCCUCUGUAAUUUCACCUUCACAUGAGUCUUUCUGUAUGGCUGUUAAUUUUACAUUAUCAAUAGAAAAAAAUCCCUACAAUUUGCUUUAGUUAGAGGAGAUGGAGGCGACUGAAACGAAAAUAUAUGCUUAAAGUACUUUGCUUAGUCCUUCAAAAUAUAAUUUGGUGAAUCAUAGGUGACUCCAUCAUUUGUAACCAGUUUCAGUAAAUUAUUUUUGGUAGCAUUUGUGUUUAAAAGAUUACAAAAUAAUUUGGUGCAUUUUUCCCCAUAUUCCAUCCAGUUUGCUUUAUUUUUAUAAUAUAUUACACUUGAUCUUUCUUGAAUAAGUUUCUCCAUUUCUUUUUGUUUUUCCUCUAAUUUAUUCUGAGCCUCUAUGUUACAGUUUAAUUGCUAUCUAUCUGUUCUGUUAGACCUUCUAUUUCCUUUGUUAGUAUGGACUCUUUUGACCUAAAUUGCUUUUGUUUUCGAGAUGAGUACUGAAUUGCGUGGCCUCUAAAGGCACAUUUAAAAGUGUCCCAUACAAUAAGGGGAUUUGCUCUACCUAUGUUAUGUCGGAAAAAAUCUGUUAUAAAUUCCUCUGUCUAUUUAAACAAGUUAUCAUCCAAUAGGCUUUGAUUAAAUUUCCAACAUCCUCGCCCACGUGGAAAUUCAGUAAGAGUAAUGUAUAUGCCAAUUAUAUGAUGGUCCGACCGCACUCUGUCCCCUAUCAACACUUUUUAAACUUUUGGUGCCAACGAAAAUGACAUAAGAAAGAAGUCAAGACGACUAGCUUGAUUGAGUCUCCGCCAUGUAUAUCUCACUGGAUCAGGAUAUUUAAGCCUCCAUAUAUCUACUAAUUCUAAUGUAUCCAUGACAUUCAUGAUUUCCUUAAGAGCAUGAGGGUGAUAGUUUGUUGUGUGAUUUCCUUUACGGUCCAUUGAGCUAUUUAAAACGGUAUUAUAAUCUCCACCAUAAUAAUAGAGUCUUGAAUUGCUUGCAGGGUUGAUAAUUAAUUAUAUAUUGUCAAAGAAGUGUGGAUCAUCAUUAUUUGGUCCGUAAAGGUUAAUGAGCCAUAUCUGUUUAUGGUCCAAUAACAUAUUUAAAAGUAUAUUCCCCCCCCCCCCCCCAAUAAAAAAUACCAUAUUGAUUGUUUAUUGAUACUGUGGUUUCAUGGACGGUGAGGUUUGAUUAUUGAUACUGUGGUUUCAUUGGACGGUGAGGUUUGAUUAUUGAUACUGUGGUUUCAUGGACGGUGAGGUUUGAUUAUUGAUACUGUGGUUUCAUGGACGGUGAGGUUUGAUUAUUGAUACUGUGGUUUCAUGGACGGUGAGGUUUGAUUAUUGAUACUCUGGUUUCAUGGACGGUGAGGUUUGAUUAUUGAUACUGUGGUUUCAUGGACGGUGAGGUUUGAUUAUUGAUACUGUGGUUUCAUGGACGGUGAGGUUUUGAUUAUUGAUACUGUGGUUUCAUGGACGGUGAGGUUUGAUUAUUGAUACUGUGGUUUCAUGGACGGUGAGGUUUGAUUAUUGAUACUGUGGUUUCAUGGACGGUGAGGUUUGAUUAUUGAUACUGUGGUUUCAUGGACGGUGGGUUUGAUUAUUGAUACUGUGGUUUCAUGGACGGUGAGGUUUGAUUAUUGAUACUGUGGUUUCAUGGACGGUGAGGUUUGAUUAUUGAUACUGUGGUUUCAUGGACGGUGAGGUUUGUUUAUUGAUACUGUGGUUUCAUGGACGGUGAGGUUUGAUUAUUGAUACUGUGGUUUCAUGGACGGUGAGGUUUGAUUAUUGAUACUGUGGUUUCAUGGACGGUGAGGUUUGUUUAUUGAUACUGUGGUUUCAUGGACGGUGAGGUUUGAUUAUUGAUACUGUGGUUUCAUGGACGGGUGAGGUUUGAUUUAUGAUACUGUGGUUUCAUGGACGGUGAGGUUUGUUUAUUUGAUACUGUGGUUUCAUGGACGGUGAGGUUUGAUUAUUGACUACUGUGGUUUCAUGGACGGUGAGGUUGUUUAUUGACUUGGUUUCUGGACGGUGAGGUUUGUUAUUGAUACUGUGGUUUCAUGGACGGUGAGGUUUGUUUAUUGAUACUGUGGUUUCAUGGACGGUGAGGUUUGAUUAUUGAUACUGUGGUUUCAUGGACGGUGAGGUUUGAUUAUUGAUACUGUGGUUUCAUGGGACGGUUGAGGUUUGUUAUUGAUACUGUGGUUUCAUGGACGGUGAGGGUUUGAUUAUUGAUACUGUGGUUUCAUGGACCGGUGAGGUUUGAUUAUUGAUACUGUGGGUUUCAUGGACGGUGAGGUUUGAUUAUUGAUACUGUGGUUUCAUGGACGGUUGAGGUUUGAUUUGAUACUUGGUUUCCUGGACGGUGAGGUUUGAUUAUUGAUACUGUGGUUUCAUGGACGGUGAGGGUUUUAUUAUUUAUACUGGUGGUUUCAUGGACGGUGAGGUUUGAUUUUUGAUACUGUGGUUUCAUGGACGGUGAGGUUUGAUUAUUGAUACUGUGGUUUCAUGGACGGUGAGGUUUGAUUUUUGAUACUGUGGUUUCAUGGACGGUGAGGUUGUUUAUUGAUACUGUGGUUUCAUGGACGGUGGGGGUUUGAUUAUUGUUACUGUGGUUUUUAGGACGGUGAGGUUUGUUUAUUGAUACUGUGGUUUCAUGGACGGUGAGGUUUGAUUAUUGAUACUGUGGUUUCAUGGACGGUGAGGUUUGUUUAUUGAUACUGUGGUUUCAUGGACGGUGAGGUUUUUUUAUUGAUACUGUGGUUUCAUGGACGGUGAGGUUUGAUUAUUGAUACUGUGGUUUCAUGGACGGUGAUGGGUUUGAUUAUUGAUACUGUGGUUUCAUGGACGGUGAGGUUUGUUUAUUGAUACUGUGGUUUCAUGGACGGUGAGGUUUGAUUAUUGAUACUGUGGUUUCAUGGACGGUGAGGUUUGAUUAUUGAUACUGUGUGGUUUCAUGGACGGUGAGGUUUGUUAUUGAUACUUGGGUUUCAUGGACGGUGAGGUUUUUAUUAUUGAUUUCUGUGGUUUCAUGGACGGUGAGGUUUGUUUAUUUAUACUGUGGUUUCAUGGACGGUGAGGUUUGAUUAUUGAUACUGUGGUUUCAUGGACGGUGAGGUUUGAUUUUUUGAUACUGUGGUUUCAUGGACGGGAGGUUUGAUUAUUGAUACUGUGGUUUCAUGGACGGUGAGGUUUGAUUAUUGAUACUGUGGUUUCAUGGACGGUGAGGUUUGAUUAUUGAUACUGUGGUUUCAUGGACGGUGAGGUUUGUUUAUUGAUACUGUGGUUUCAUGGCGGUUGAGGUUUUGAUUAUUGAUACUGUGGUUCAUGGACGGUGAGUUUGUUUAUUGAUACUGUGGUUUCAUGGACGGUGAGGUUGAUUAUUGAUACUGUGGUUUCAUGGACGGUGAGGUUUGAUUAUUGAUACUGUGGUUUCAUGGACGGUGAGGUUUGUUUAUUGAUACUGUGGUUUCAUGGACGGUGGGUUUGAUUUAUUGAUACUGUGGUUUCAUGGACGGUGAGGUUUGUUUAUUGAUACUGUGGUUUCAUGGACGGUGAGGUUUGUUUAUGAUACUGUGGUUUCAUGGACGGUGAGGUUUGUUUAUUGAUACUGUGGUUUUCAUGGACGGUGAGGUUUGUUUAUUGAUACUGGUGGUUUCAUGGACGGUGAGGUUUGUUUAUUGAUACUGUGGUUUCAUUGGACGGUGAGGUUUGAUUUAUUGAUACUGUGGUUUCAUGGACGGUGGAGGUUUGGUUUAUUGAUACUGUGGUUUCAUGGACGGUGAGGUUGUUAUUGAUACUGUGGUUUCAUGGACGGUGAGGUUUGAUUAUUGAUACUGUGGGUUUCAUGGACCGGUGAGUUUGUUUAUUUAUACUGUGGGUUUUAUGGACGGUGAGGUUUGAUUAUUGAUACGUGGUUUCAUGGGCGGUGAGGUUUGAUUAUUGAUACUGUGGUUUCAUGGCCCGGGGAGGUUUGAUUAUUGAUACUGUGGUUUUAUGGAUGUUAAGGUUGAUUAUUGAUACUGUGGUUUCAUGGGUGUUAAGGUUUGUUUAUUGAUACUGUGGUUUCAUGGACGGUGAGGGUUUUUUUAUUGAUACUGUGGUUUCAUGGACGGUUUUAGGUUUGAUUAUUGAUCUGGGUUUCAUGGACGGUGAGGUUUGUUUAUUGAUACUGUGGUUUCAGGACGGUGAGGUUUGAUUAUUUAUACUGUGGUUUCAUGGACGGUGAGGUUUGUUUAUUGAUACUGUGGUUUUCAGGACGGUGAGGUUUGAUUAUGAUACUGUGGUUUCAUUUGGGCGUUGAGGUUUGUUUAUGAUACUGUGGUUUCAUGGACGGUGAGGUUUGAUUAUUGAUACUGUGGUUUCAUGGACGGUGGAGGUUUGAUUAUUGAUACUGUGGUUUCAUGGACGGUGAGGUUUGUUUAUUGAUACUGUGGUUUCAUGGACGGUGAGGUUUGAUUAUUGAUACUGUGGUUUCAUGGAUGGGGAUGUUUGAUUAUUGAUACUGUGGUUUCAUGGACGGUGAGGUUUGAUUAUUGAUACUGUGGGUUUCAUGGACGGUGAGGUUUUGAAUUAUUGAUACUGUGGUUUCAUGGACGGUGAGGUUUGAUUAUUGAUACUGUGGUUUCAUGGACGGUGAGGUUUGUUUAUUGAUACUGUGGUUUCAUGGACGGUGAGGUUUUGCUUAUUGAUACUGUGGUUUCAUGGGACGGUGAGGUUUGAUUAUUGAUACUGUGGUUUCAUGGACGGUGAGGUUUGAUUAUUGAUACUGUGGUUUCAUGGACGGUGAGGUUUGUUUAUUGAUACUGUGGUUUCAUGGACGGUGAGGUUUGAUUAUUGAUACUGUGGUUUCAUGGACGGUGAGGUUUGUUUAUUGAUACUGUGGUUUCAUGGACGGUGAGUUUGAUUAUUGAUACUGGGGGUUUCAUGGACGGUGAGGUUUGAUUUUUGAUACUGUGGUUUCAUGGACCCGGGGAGGUUUGUUUAUUGAUACGUGGUUUCAUGGCGGUGAGGUUUGUUUAUUGAUACUGUGGUUUCAGGACGGUGGAGGUUUGUUUAUUGAUACUGUGGUUUCAUGGACGGUGAGGUUGUUUAUUGAUAUGUGGGUUCAUGGACGGGGGAGGUUUGAUUAUUGAUACUGUGGUUUUAUGGACGGGAGGUUUGUUUAUUGAUACUGUGGUUUCAUGGACGGUGAGGUUGUUAUUGAUACUGUGGUUUCAUGGACGGUGAGGUUUGGUUUAUUGAUACUGUGGUUUCAUGGACGGUGAGGUUUGGUUUUUUGAUACUGUGGUUCAUUUGGGCGGUGAGGUUGUUUAUUGAUACUGUGGUUUCAUGGACGGUGAGGUUUGAUUAUUGAUACUGUGGUUUCAUGGACGGUGAGGUUUGUUUAUUGAUACUGUGGUUUCAAUGGACGGUUUGAGGUUUGAUUAUUGAUACUGUGGUUUCAUGGGACGGUUGAGUUUUGAUUAUUGAUACUGUGGUUUUCAUGGACGGUUGAGGUUUGAUUUAUUGAUACUGUGGUUUCAUGGACGGUUAAGGUUUGAUUAUUGAUUACUGUGGUUUCAUGGACGUGAGGUUUGUUUAUUGAUACUGUGGUUUCAUGGCCGGUGAGUGUUGUUUAUUGAUACUGUGGUUUCAUGGACGGUUGGAGGUUUGAUUAUUGAUACUGUGGUUUCAUGGACGGUGAGGUUUGUUUCUUGAUACUGGUGGUUUCAUGGACGGUGAGGUUUGAUUAUUGAUACUGGUGGUUUCAUGGACGGUGAGGUUUGUUUAUUGAUACUGUGGUUUCAUGGACGGUGAGGUUUGAUUAUUGAUACUGUGGUUUCAUGGACGGGUGAGGUUUGUUUAUUAUAACUGUGGUUUCAAUGGACGGUUGAGGUUUGAUUAUUGAUACUGUGGGUUUCAUGGACGGUGAGGUUUGAUUAUUGACUUAUACUGUGGUUUCAUGGACGGUGAGGUUUGUUUAUUGAUACUGUGGUUUUCAUGGAUGGGUGAUGUUUGAUUAUUGAUACUGUGGUUUCAUGGACGUGGGAGGUUUGAUUAUUGAUACUGUGGUUUCAUGGACGGUGGAAGGUUGAUUAUUGAUACUGUGGUUUUCAUGGACGGUGAGGUUUUGAUUAUUGAUACUGUGGUUUCAUGGACCGGUGAGGGUUGUGAUUAUUGAUACUGUGGUUUCAUGGACGGUGGAGGUUUGAUUAUUGAUACUGUGGGUUUCAUGGACGGUGAGGUUUUGAUUAUUGAUACUGUGGUUUCAUGGACGGUGAGGUUUGAUUAUUGAUACUGUUGGUUUCAUGGACGGUGAGGUUUGAUUAUUGAUACUGUGGUUUCAUGGACGGUGAGGGUUGAUUAUUGAUACUGUGGUUCAUGGACGGUUGAGGUUUGAUUAUUGAUACUGUGGUUUCAUGGAUGGGGAUGUUUGAUUAUUGAUACUGUGGUUUCAUGGACGGGAGGUUUUGAUUAUUGAUACUGUGGUAUCAUGGACGGUGAGGUUUGAUUAUUGAUACUGUGGUUUCAUGGACGGUGAGGUUUGAUUAUUGAUACUCUAGUUUCAGGGACGGUGAGGUUUGAUUAUUGAUACUGUGGUUUCAUGGACGGUGAGGUUUGAUUAUUGAUACUGUGGUUUCAUGGACGGUGAGGUUUGAUUAUUGAUACUGUGGUUUCAUGGACGGUGAGGUUUGAUUAUUGAUACUGUGGUUUCAUGGACGGUGAGGUUGAUUAUUGAUACUGUGGUUUCAUGGACGGUGAGGUUUGAUUAUUGAUACUGUGGGUUUCAUGGACGGUUGAGGUUUGAUUAUUGAUACUGUGGUUUCAUGGACGGUGAGGUUUGAUUAUUGAUACUCUAGAUUCAUGGAUGGUGAUGUUUGAUUAUUGAUACUGUAGUUUCAUUGACGGUAAGUUUUGAUUAUUGAUACUGUGGUUUCAUGGACGGUGAGGUUUGUUUAUUGAUACUGUGGUUUCAUGGACGGUGAGUUUGAUUAUUGAUACUGUGGUUUCAUGGACGGUGAGGUUUGAUUAUUGAUACUGUGGUUUCAUGGACGGUGAGGUUUGAUUAUUGAUACUGUGGUUUCAUGGACGGUGAGGUUUGAUUAUUGAUACUCUAGAUUCAUGGAUGGUGAUGUUUGAUUAUUGAUACUGUAGUUUCAUUGACGGUAAGUUUUGAUUAUUGAUACUGUGGUUUCAUGGACGGUGAGGUUUGUUUAUUGAUACUGUGGUUUCAUGGACGGUGAGGUUUGAUUAUUGAUACUGUGGUUUCAUGGACGGUGAGGUUUGAUUAUUGAUACUGUGGUUUCAUGGACGGUGAGGUUUGAUUAUUGAUACUGUGGUUUCAUGGACGGUGAGGUUUGAUUAUUGAUACUCUAGAUUCAUGGAUGGUGAUGUUUGAUUAUUGAUACUGUAGUUUCAUUGACGGUAAGUUUUGAUUAUUGAUACUGUGGUUUCAUGGACGGUGAGGUUUGUUUAUUGAUACUGUGGUUUCAUGGACGGUGAGGUUUGAUUAUUGACACUGUGGUUUCAUGGACGGUGAGGUUUGAUUAUUGACACUGUGGUUUCAUGGACGGUGAUGUUUGAUUAUUGAUACUGUGGUUUCAUGGACGGUGAGGUUUGAUUAUUGAUACUGUGGUUUCAUGGACGGUGAGGUUUGAUUAUUGAUACUCUGGUUUCAUGCUCUUCAGUCUGUCUCUCUAUUUACACUUGUACUGUAUUUACAGUCUCUGUCAUGAACCUGCUGUCCACACGCACAUUCUGAUAUGCCUCUCUUUCGUUCUCUCUCUCUCCCCAUGCAGAGAACCAGUUCUGUGGGGGUAGACUAACGAAGGCUCUCUCUCUCCCCAUGCAGAGAACCAGUUCUGUGGGGGUAGACUAACGAAGGCUCUCUCUCUCCCCAUGCAGAGAACCAGUUCUGUGGGGGUAGACUAACGAAGGCUCAAGGUUCCAUCAAGACGCCCAACUGGCCCAACUCAGAUUACCCAGCAGGCAUCAGCUGCUCCUGGCACAUCUCCGUGGAGCCCAGCAAUGUCAGGCCUCAACCAAUCACAACACAGCAUCAGCACACCUCCACCAAUGAUAACACAGCAUCAGCAAACCUCCACCAAUCACAACACAGCAUCAGCACACGUCUACCAAUCACAACACAGCAUCAGCACACCUCCACCAAUCACAACACAGCAUCAUCAGCACACCACCAAUCACAACACAGCAUCAGCAGCACACCUCCACCAAAAAACAAAACCCAGCAUCAGCACACCUCCACCAAUCACAACACAGCAUCAGCAGCAUACAACCACCAAUCAGAACACAGCAUCAGCACACCUCCACCAAUCACAACACAGCAUCAGCACACACCUGUUAUACCUCUUCAUUGGAUCACUUUAUUUGAGAUUCUAAAAGGUUGUAGUUAUUAGAGACUUCUCUAAAAAUGUAUGCGCUCACUAACUGUAAGUCGCUCUGGAUAAGAGCAUCUGCUAAAUGACUAAAAUGUUAAAUGUAAAUGUAAAUGCUCUGGAAGCUUGAUACAGGUCCUCAAGUUAUGGGAGUAGAUCCGUGUGUGUAAGUGUGUCUGUGUGUGUCUUGUGUGUGUGUGUGUGUGUGUGUGGUGUGUUUUGUGUGGUGUUUGGUGUUGUGUGUAAGUGUGUGUGUUGUGUUGUCUUGUGUGUGUUGUGUGUGUGUUGUGUUUGUGUGUGUGUGUGUGUGUGUGUGUGUUGUUGUGUGGGUGUGUGUGUGUGUGUGUGUGUGUGUGUGUGUGUCUGUGUGGUGUGCCCACCUGCCUGUGGUCCUGUGCUGUGUGUUAAUGAAAGGCUUCAUUGAAGGAGUAGGGCGUGUAAUGUUGAGAGUGGAGAGAAGAUGAGAGAGACUGAGCUAGAGAAGAGAGAGAGAGAGAGAAGAGAGAGAGGAAGAGGAGAGGAGCGAGAGAGAGAGAGAGCACGAUGAUAGACCGAGAGCGAGCCCGACAUGAGAAACUAGAGAGACGUAGAGCAGAGAAUCGAGCAUUGUAAAUGUCCCUCUGUAUUCUAAAUGUCAGCCUGACCACUCCCUCACUCUACAUUACAUAAAAUAAUUAUGAAUAACAAGAUGCGCUACAUGACGCAUAACUAAAACCUAUCAUGACCUUAGAUUCUAAGGUUAUAUCUGUCAAAAGAUGAUUCUGAGAUUAAUGGCUUCGAAAUUCCAUCCCUCAUUGGUUUGAAUGGUGUGAGCAAUUUCCAUUUUGUGUAACUUAAUAUGAUUUGUGUUAUGUAAGAAUGGUUAAUGUUAUAAAACCGGUUAAUGUAACAGCAUACACCUGUACUUUAUGUUAAUGUAACAACAUAUUACGUUACUUUAUGUUACUGUAACAACAUAUUAAAUGUAUUUAUGUAUUGUAAAAACUAUUACUGUACUUUAUGUUAAUGUAACAACAUUUACUGUACUUUUUGUUAAUUUUUAACAGCAUAUCACCUGUACUUUAUGGUUUAAUUUAAAAACAUAUUACUGUACUUUAUGUUACUGUAACAAAAAUAUUACUGUACUUUAUGGUUAAUGUAACAACAUAUUACUGUACUUUUUGUUAAUGUAACAACUAUUACUGUACUUUAUGUUAUUUUUAACCCAAAAUAUUACUGUACUUUAUGUUAUUGUAACAACAUAUUACUGUACUUUAUGUUACUGUAACAACAUAUUACUGUACUUUAUGUUAUUGUAACAACAUAUUACUGUACUUUAUGUUAAUGUAACAACAUAUUACUGUACUUUAUGUUACUGUAACAACAUAUUACUGUACUUUAUGUUAUUGUAACAACAUAUUACUGUACUUUAUGUUAAUGUAACAACAUAUUACUGUACUUUAUGUUACUGUAACAACAUAUUACUGUACUUUAUGUUAUUGUAACAACAUAUUACUGUACUUUAUGUUACUGUAACAACAUAUUACUGUACUUUAUGUUACUGUAACAAUAUAUUACUGUACUUUAUGUUAAUGUAACAACAUUUUACUGUACUUUAUGUUAAUGUAACAACAUAUUACUGUACUUUAUGUUAUUGUAACAACAUAUUACUGUACUUUAUGUUAUUGUAACAACAUAUUACUGUACUUUAUGUUAUUGUAACAACAUAUUACUGUACUUUAUGUUAAUGUAACAACAUAUUACUGUACUUUAUGUUAUUGUAACAACAUAUUACUGUACUUUAUGUUAUUGUAACAACAUAUUACUGUACUUAUGUUAUUGUAAACAUAUACUGUACUUUAUGUAUGUAACAACAUAUACUGUACUUUAUGUUAUUGUAACAACAUAUUACUGUACUUUAUGUUAAUGUAACAACAUAUUACUGUACUUUAUGUUUUUGUAACAACAUAUUACUGUACUUUAUGUUAUUGUAACAACAUAUUACUGUACUUUAUGUUAUUGUAACAACAUAUUACUGUACUUUAUGUUAUUGUAACACCAAUAUGACUUUAUGUAUGUAACAAAUUAUACUGUACUUUAUGUUAGUGAACAACAUAUUACUGUACUUUAUGUUAAUGUAAAACAUAUUACUGUACUUUAUGUUACUGUAACAACAUAUUACUGUACUCUAUGUUAAUGUAACAACAUAUUACUGUACUUUAUGUUAUUGUAACAACAUAUUACUGUACUUUAUGUUACUGUAACAACAUAUUACUGUACUUUAUGUUAAUGUAACAACAUAUUACUGUACUUUAUGUUACUGUAACAACAUAUUACUGUACUUUAUGUUAUGGUAACAACAUAUUACUGUACUUUAUGUUAUUGUAACAACAUAUUACUGUACUUUAUGUUAUUGUAACAACAAAUUACUGUACUUUAUGUUAAUGUAACAACAUAUUACUGUACUUUAUGUUACUGUAACAACAUAUUACUGUACUCUAUGUUAAUGUAACAACAUAUUACUGUACUUUAUGUUAUUGUAACAACAUAUUACUGUACUUUAUGUUACUGUAACAACAUAUUACUGUACUUUAUGUUAUUGUAACAACAUAUUACUGUACUUUAUGUUAUUGUAACAACAUAUUAACUGUACUUUUAUGUUAAUGUAACAACAUAUUACUGUACUUUAUGUUAUUGUAACAACAUAUACUGGUACUUUAUGUUAUUGUAACAACAUAUUACUGUACUUUAUGUUAUUGUAACAAACAUAUUACUGGUACUUCAUGUUACUGGUAACAACAUAUUACCUGUACUCUAUGUUAAGUGUAACAAACAUAUUACUGUACUUUAUGUUAUUGUAACAACAUAUUACUGUACUUUAUGUUACUGUAACAACAUAUUACUGUACUUUAUGUUAAUAUAACAACAUAUUACUGUACUUUAUGUUACUGUAACAACAUAUUACUGUACUUUAUGUUACUGUAACAACAUAUUACUGUACUUUAUGUUAUUGCAACAACAUAUUACUGUACUUUAUGUUACUGUAACAACAUAUAACUGUACUUUAUGUUAUUGUAACAACAUAUUACUGUACUUUAUAUUAUUGUAACAACAUAUUACUGUACUUUAUGUUCUAUGCAGUGUUUCUGUCAUCUUAUGAAUGUCUGUUAUGACAUCAUGACUGGUUAUGUAUUCCUAGGUGAUCGAGGUCAAGUUUGAGAAGUUGGAUAUAGAGGCUGACACGUACUGUCGCUAUGACUAUGUGGCAUUCUUUAAUGGGGGUGAGAGGGACGACUCGCGGCGAAUCGGGAAGUACUGUGGUGACAGGGUACCAGGGUCAGGAAAUUUUCUUACGAUGUUACUGAAAUUUUUUAUCUAAUGUUGUUACAUUUUCACUUAGAUUUGGAAAACCACAGCCCUCUCUCCUCUCUCCUUCCCUUUGCUAUUCACUCUUCCCUCUUCCUCUCCUCUCUCCUUCCAUUUGAUAUUCACUCCUCCCUCCUCUCUCCCUCCUCUCUCCCUCCUCUCCUCCAUUCCCUCCCCCCUCUUACAGGACCAUAGUGACCAAUGGGAACGAGCUCCUGGUGCAGUUUGUGUCUGACCUCAGUGUGACCUCCAAUGGCUUUAUGGCCCACUACUCCAGUGUGCCCCGGGGGUCCCGGACGCCCUCCUCGGGGGAAGACACCACCCAUGGGCCUCGGGUCACCGCCACACCCCAGAAACCUACCUCCAAGCCGGCCAAACCGGCCCGGACCGCUCCUAAACCCAAGCCAGCCAUCGGGGCCAAGCCCACCCCAAAACCAGCCACCAGACCUGGGGUGAGGAUACCAGUGAAGCCUCCACCACGUAAGCCUACAGCCAAGCCUGGAGUCAGACCCAUACCUAAACCGAAACCCACUAAGCCUAUUCCUAAAGCUGGGGCUAGGCCUACUACUCAACCUGUUACCAAGACUAAACCAACCCCUAAACCUAGCAUCAAGGCGAAAUCCAAACCAGUGAAACCAACUAAGAAACCCUUCUCUAAGCCUGGAGCCAAGGCCACACCAAAACCAGGGGCCAAACCAGUGAAACCAACUAAGAAACCCUUCUCUAAGCCUGGAGCCAAGCCCACACCAAAACCAGGGGCCAAACCAGUGAAACCAACUAAGAAACCCUUCUCUAAGCCUGGAGCCAAGCCCACACCUAAACCAGGGACUAAGCCUAAAACCACAGCCAAGCCUGGACAGAGCCGGACUAAGACUGUGACUAAGAAACGUGAGUUACAAUCUGAUGAGGGAACAACCUUGUACUACUGCACUGUGAUUGUCACUGAUGCUUUUCAGAAAUUGUGUUUUUGAAAUAACAGUUUCUGUGUGUGUGUGUGUGUGUGUGUAUUUUGUAGUCCUACCGAUGAAUCAGCUGUGUACCCUGGCUUGUAAGAGGUCAGGAACACUCCAAUCCAACUUCUGCCCUAAUGAUUUCGGUGAGUCACACCCUCUAGCCUCUUCUUACUCUACUAUCUCUUUGGUUCUCCCUGUCUUCCCAAAUCAUUUCACUUCCACUUGCUCUUCACUCCUUUCUCUCUAUCUCUCUCACCUGUUCGUUGGCAUGGUUUUUAAGUAGCUAUCUUGGUUGUCAUAGAUACAGUAUUUGUCCUUGUGCUAGUAGAUUGGUGUGUGACCUGCAAGGGAACAUUUUAACGGUAGACAGGAAGAAGCCACAGCACUUAGAACAAUUAUUUUAAAUUACUCAAAACAAUGUCCUGUGGGAAAAAAUCUCUCCUCUCUCUCCUCUCUCUCUCUCUCUCUCUCUCCUCUCAUCUCUCUCUUCUCUUCUCUCGCUCUCUCCUCUCUCUCUCUCUCUCGCUCUCUCUUCUCUCUCUCUCUCUUCUCUCUCUCCUCUCUCUCUCUCUCUCUCUCUCUCUUUUGGUGUCUCUCCUCUCCUCUCUCAUUCCCUCAGGCUGUCAAUAUUGCGACUUUAACAAUCAAACACCAAAGAAUAGCCACGGGAACAUGUUUGUCACAAGCCUUUAUAUGACAAAAAUAUCUGAAUCCCUCCCAAAGAAGGGAAUGGGAUGAGUGGGUCAGGAUGUAUCUUGGUAUCCUGUUUUAACCCCUCCCACUCAGUGAGUCAGGAUGUAUCUUGGUAUCCUGUUUUAACCCCUCCCACUCAGUGAGUCAGGAUGUAUCUUGGUAUCCUGUUUUAACCCCUCCCACUCAGUGAGUCAGGAUGUAUCUUGGUAUCCUGUUUUAACCCCUCCCACUCAGUGAGUCAGGAUGUAUCUUGGUAUCCUGUUUUAACCCUCCCACUCAGUGAGUCAGGAUGUAUCUUGGUAUCCUGUUUUAACCCCUCCCACUCAGUGAGUCAGGAUGUAUCUUGGUAUCCUGUUUUAACCCCUCCCACUCAGUGAGUCAGGAUGUAUCUUGGUAUCCUGUUUUAACCCCUCCCACUCAGUGAGUCAGGAUGUAUCUUGGUAUCCUGUUUUAACCCCUCCCACUCAGGAGUCAGGAGGUAUCUUGGUAUCCUGUUUUAACCCCUCCCACUCAGGAGUCAGGAUGUAUCUUGGCAUCCUGUUUUAACCCCUCCCACUCAGUGAGUCAGGAUGUAUCUUGGUAUCCUGUUUUAACCCCUCCCACUCAGGAGUCAGGAUGUAUCUUGGUAUCCUGUUUUUAACCCCUCCCACUCAGUGAGUCAGGAUGUAUCUUGGUAUCCUGUUUUAACCCCUCCCACUCAGUGAGUCAGGAUGUAUCUUGGUAUCCUGUUUUAACCCCUCCCACUCCAGUGAGUCAGGAUGUAUCUUGGUAUCCUGUUUUAACCCCUCCCACUCAGUGAGUCAGGAUGUAUCUUGGUAUCCUGUUUUAACCCCUCCCACUCAGUGAGUCAGGAUGUAUCUUGGUAUCCUGUUUUAACCCCUCCCACUCAUUCUCUUACUCCACCACUCCUCCCUGUCCCCCCUCCUCCUCUUCUCCCUCUCUCUUCUUUCUCCCCCCUCUUACCCUCACCCCACCCCACCUCUCCCUCUCCUCUCCUCUCUCCCUACUCCCAGUGAUCACAGGGAAGGUGACAUCCUUGGUCCCAGGCCCCAGGGGCAGUGUGACUGCGGAUGUGUCUCUCAUCAAGGCCUAUAAGAGUGGCCGCCUGGCCAUCACCAAAUCAGGACCAGCCAUGUCCGUCAAACUCACCUCCACCUGCAGGAAUUGCCCCGGCCUACGCAAAGGUAUGUGCCGUCUCACAUACACUGAGUCUGCCAAACAUUAGGAACACCUUCCUAAUAUUGAGUUGCAAGCUGAUUCAAAUAACCAAAGCUUGAUGAUGAGUUGGUUAUUUGAAUCAGCUGUGUAGUGCUAAGGCAAAAAACAAAACGUGCACCCGGGGGAGGGGGGGAGCACCAGAACCAAGUUUGGGAAACCCUGGACUAAUUGACUGAUUAGUAAAUCGGUUAAUUAAUUAAUUUGUUCAUUAAUUCAUUAAUUCAUUAAUUCAUCUAUCCAUCCAUCCAUCCAUUAAUGUAUUCAUUCUUUCAUUCAUUCAUCUAUCCGUCCAUCCAUUCAUUAAUUUAUUCAUUCGUCUAUCCCAUCCAUCCGUUCAUUUAUUUAUUCAUUCAUUCAUCUUCCAUUUAUUCAUUCAUAUAUUCAUUCAUUCAGGAGCGAACUACGUGUUGAUGGGCGAUGUGGAUUUGCAGGGGCGUGGCCUUCUCACCCCCUCCAGCUUCGCUCUCCUGUACAAGGCGGUCCACGCCAAAGCACUGGCCAAUCUCGCCCGCCAACCAUGCUGAUUUUACAGCCCAGUCCACCAGUCACAGAGUGGGACACCUGCCAUUCCUCCUACCAACCAACAACUGCACUACAACUGUCCAAAUAUGAGUCGUUAGAAUAUACGUUUAUGAAAAACGACCAAAGAUGGCUUCCGAAAGGUUAGGGGCACAGGGCUAACCAUUACAUACAGUAUUGAAAAUCUUUUUAUAUUGCUAUAUUAUUAUUUCGUAUUUUUUAUACGCUCAGAUAUACUUAUUUGUAUUUGUAUGUAAAUUAGGAUAUUUCUGUGAAUAAAGGAUGUAUAUCGCAAAUAUUAGAUUAUUUUGUGUGUUACGUAAAAUGUCAUUUUCUUAAGCUAAGACAUCGCUAAAGGUGUAUGCCUCUUCAGCAGCGGUACUUUCACCAUCCAUUUGGUCUCAAUUAAUAUGGACGUUCUCGGCUAAUUACAAAUCAAUGGCUACACCAGGUGGUAGUUUGUGGUUCAGACAUGAUAUUGAAUUUUCACCAAUUCAAAAAUAGAACGGACACCUCUUGCAAUGAUUUGAACACGCAUUUAUUUUGUUAUGGUUAUAUUAGAAAAUCACAUUUUCUAAAGACUUUUCUAAUGUAUUUUAUUAACGUCAACUGUAUAUUAUCCACAAGUGAAACAGCACUGUCCUAUUUGGAAUCAGUCUAUUCCUUCCUACGUAACUUUAAUGGGCUGUACACAUUUUAAAUAAAAACUGUGUUUAACAGAAUGAUCACAUACUAUGAAGAGUUACAUAAUGUCACCUUCAGGACGAGAUGUGUAGUCAUGGGGACACACGGGGGACACAUGGCUCAGAGACGGUUUGUGUCGCCACCUGGUGGUCUUUGC
Molecule: messenger RNA, 17942 nt
Organism: Coregonus sp. 'balchen'
Lineage: Eukaryota; Metazoa; Chordata; Actinopteri; Salmoniformes; Salmonidae
Source: the annotation of a GenBank genome assembly